Mercurialis annua (annual mercury) is the source of this 865-nucleotide messenger RNA. RefSeq lists its product as uncharacterized. The record is from RefSeq and is a predicted model, not a curated record. The coding region runs from base 87 to 677 and encodes 196 amino acids. NCBI's taxonomy places the organism in Eukaryota, Viridiplantae, Streptophyta, Magnoliopsida, Malpighiales, Euphorbiaceae. The transcript has 6 exons.
CUGCAGUUCUUGAUACUGCCGGAAUUUGAUUCCCUCUGUUCCGCAAGAUCUGAUAAAACUAUUGCUUUUGCUCCUAAACUGCAUGCAUGGGGUGGACCAUCUUGCUUUGCAACAUUAGCCAAAUGUAUCGAUAUUUCCUUGUGCAGAUUGGCAGUAGCAGUGGUUGUCUUGGAUGCUACAAGAAGCCUACACUAAUUACCUCAGUAAAUGAACCAUCAAAGGGAGCAAAUAUUCAAGGUCAGACAGUAAAAACACCUAGCAUAUUAGAGGAGUUUUGGACCACCAGCACUUGUGAUAUGGACAACAGUGCAGUUCAGUCUCAGGGAAGUAUGUCAUCGAUAAGCAUGCCUAACCAGACCCUUGAUCCACAUGGCAGCUCAAGUAGUGGUAAUGCACCUUCCGAAUUUGUAAAUCAUGGUCUUCUUCUCUGGAAUCAAACAAGGCAGCGUUGGGUUGGAGAUAAAAGAUCUUUGAAUCGUGCUCAUCAGACUCCGGAACCCAAAUUAAACAUUGAUUGUCUCUGCAUGGUUAAAAACUUCUGGCUUUGCUGCAGUUGGAACGCGACAUACGACAGUUUACUUGGGAGCAACAAACCAUUCCCUCAGCCUAUUCCGCUCACUGAAAUGGUAGAUUUUCUGGUGGACAUCUGGGAGCAAGAUGGUAUGUAUGAUAAUUAGAAGAUAUACAAGAGUUGGUUAGAAUUGAAGUUUGUCUCCUUAAAUGUCAGAUUAAGCUGCUGUUGGACAAACCGAACCAGAAAAUUAUUUGUUCUCAAGGCCAUUUUUAGACAUGCCUUUGUAAUGCAUCCAAACCAAUUAAAAUCAUUCGGUUGCCAGUGCUUUCUAAUGGCAGCAAUUUUCCCUCA